This is a messenger RNA of Ostertagia ostertagi, 408 nucleotides long. The record is from the annotation of a GenBank genome assembly. NCBI's taxonomy places the organism in Eukaryota, Metazoa, Nematoda, Chromadorea, Rhabditida, Trichostrongylidae.
ACAGCUGGCAUUACCGGUGCUGUAACGAAUGUUCUCACGCUGAUACCCGCUAUUCUAUUCCAAAUUCGCUUCAUAGAUCCCACGAAUGUCUAUCUUUCAACGUUGGACACACUUGGUUAUCUCACACUAAUGCUCACGACUACGGUCAUUGCCGUUGAUCGAUUUGCAUUCUUUUAUUUUGACAAGGUGCACUCCCGACUUAAAGCUGCUUACUAUCCAUUGUGUUGUUUUGCUGCUUUGCCAUGGAUACUUGCAAUAACAACUACUACGGCUAUGAAUUUGCAUGGCUGCUAUAAAAGAACUGAUCCGUUCGCGCUUGCAUACACAUAUGAUUGCAGGUACACUCCCGACUUAAAGCUGCUUACUAUCCAUUGUGUUGUUUUGCUGCUUUGCCAUGGAUACUUGCAA